This is a messenger RNA of Haliotis rubra (blacklip abalone), 885 nucleotides long. RefSeq names its product NADH dehydrogenase [ubiquinone] 1 alpha subcomplex assembly factor 4-like. The coding region runs from base 120 to 743 and encodes 207 amino acids. The transcript has 3 exons. Gene Ontology annotation, biological process: mitochondrial respiratory chain complex I assembly. The record is from RefSeq and is a predicted model, not a curated record. Gene Ontology annotation, cellular component: mitochondrion. NCBI's taxonomy places the organism in Eukaryota, Metazoa, Mollusca, Gastropoda, Lepetellida, Haliotidae.
AGUCGUCUUGUGACCCGGAAGCAGUCGUUUGACCUCUAAAACGUAAAACAUGCUGAGGAGUCUUAUGCAACCUUUGGCUUGAAAAUCAAAGCACUCCUCAUCACGGAGCAACUGUCAGAAUGGGACGUGCAGUUUCGAAGAUGUCGAGGCCGUUGAAAAAUUUCAACGUUGAGAACCGGGCUCAAAGGGCAUUAGACAAACAAGUAGAUCAACCCAAAGUAGCACCUCGAUAUCCUUCGUCUGCUCAAUUAUUGGACAAAUUUGCGGAUGAUCAUCCUGAAUACCUGACAGCUCAGAAAACCAAGCAUGGCAAACUGGUUGACAACAUGAGGAAGUUGCAGUUAGACUCCCACGGACCUCCCCCACAGAUCAAAUCAAAACCCCGGUCCAUGCCUGAAAGGAGAGACAAGUUGGAAGACCCAGAGUUUGGUUUUCUUGAACCAGAGAGAAUUCCAGAAGGACGGACGUCUAUACUCCAUGCAAUGCAGUUUAUCACUGAGCAUCAGACAGCUCCGCAGAAUUACACCUCAUCUCAGAUUGCACAUGAAUACAAGCUGGAUGAAGCACAUGUACAACAAAUACUUAAGUACUUUCAGACUUUCCAUAUGCAUUUGCCUAAAGCUUUGCUGGACAAGCAUCCUCAACUGCUGCACAGCAUGGGUAAGAGGGAGCCUGUUCAGAUUAAAGGCGGAGACAGUACAAUGUUGAAAGCAUCCUCGGAGACGGAUGGCACCAAAGUAUGAUAGUGGCUGUGUAGUAAUAGUGUGUGAAUCUGAAGAGUAUGUUACCUGGGAUACGGUGAAAACAGGCAGAAGUCAGAUACCAUGAUCUUGUCACCUGUGAGGUGCAAUUGUUUCAAUCUAGAUAAUAAAAUACUGACCAUUC